Neofelis nebulosa (Clouded leopard) is the source of this 2337-nucleotide messenger RNA. It is a transcript of the gene CFAP96, whose product is annotated as cilia and flagella associated protein 96. NCBI's taxonomy places the organism in Eukaryota, Metazoa, Chordata, Mammalia, Carnivora, Felidae. The record is from RefSeq and is a predicted model, not a curated record. The coding region runs from base 1384 to 2226 and encodes 280 amino acids. Gene Ontology annotation, cellular component: centrosome. The transcript is spliced from 6 exons.
AGAAUCCCAAGCAGAUUCCUGGCUAUUAGGAUGGAGCCAGAUUGAACUCAUAAACUGUGAGAGCAUGACCUGAGCCGAGAGUCCCAUGCCCAACCCACUGGCCCACCCAAGCACCCCCUAAAGCUUUAGUUUAAAUGGAAUCUUUGCUUGCCCCUUGAUAUUACGUGUUAGUAAAGAUUCAUGCUCAGAGGAGCGACAGUUCCAAAUAGGCACACCUGUUUAGUGUCACUGAAAUUCAAGGCAAAAGGUAAUUACCUUGAAUUAUAAACUGGGAAGCAUAAGCCAAUGCUUGUUUUAUUCACUAAAUGUGUGCCCAAUACCUAGAUCUGCUUGGUACUUAAAAAAUCCUCUGAUGAAAUGGAGGCAAAUCUUCCUUAGCUCUUUCUAGGACAUGUGUAAUUAAAAAACAGAAUCUAAACAUUUGUUUAAUGUGAUAUUUCAAAAGAAAGGGGUGCCUAGGUGGCUUAUUUGGUUAAGCGUCUGACUUCGGCUCAGGUCACGAUCUCAUGGCUCAUGAGUUCUGCUGUUAGCGCAGAGCCUGCUUCGUAUCCAUUUUCUCCCUCUCUCUCUGCCCCUCCCACACUUGUGCUCUUUCUCUCUCUCAAAAAUAAACACUAAAAAAAAAAAAAGGAAAUUCACAGUUGCAGUAUGCUCUUUAACAAAUACUCUUAAUUCGUGGAUUUUUGUAUGUCGUGUUGUUCUUUAUUUUAAUCUUGCCUAGACAAUGGUCCUUUCCCACCCAUCCCCUUUGUGAACUAAUUUUGCCAGGGACACAUUUCUUGUAUUCAUUUAAACUUGAAGAAACUCAAGAACUGUAGGAUGUAACACAUAGUAAUUGUGUGUGUUGUGCAUUCUGAAAAACUGUUGUGAUUUCCAGUAUGAGCGACAAUGCAGUAUGUUUAAAUCAUUUGAUCUAAACUGAGAGUGUUCCGCCUUAUAUAAUUAUGAUUUUUAAAUCUACUUGGAACUUCUCAAAAGCAGGAUGUAUCUGCAGUGUUUAUACCACACUACACAGUGACGAUUUUAUCAUUUACCACAGACGAAUGGCAGUGCCACGGAUGCUGUCAUAUCCAUUUCUUUGUAAUGUGUGGAUACUUUACCUGGAGAAUUUAGGGGAGGGUUCGUGGUGCUAAUUUGGAGGGCCAUUGUUCCCCUCCAGCCCCUCAAAGUAGAUUCUUUCCCUAUGUCAUUUGGGACCGUUGUUUUAUAGUGAAUGCCCACUCUCAGACUGAAAGUAAAUUGGACUGAAACUUAGCAAUCACCUUUUUCCUAAACCUUUUCCCUGUAUUUUUCAAUGUAAGGUAGGAUUUUGCUAUAAACGAAAUAGCCGCAAGGAACCUCUUGAGGUUGUCAGUAUAGAAAGCACCGCCACAAGCAGCAGCCAUGCCUGCAGAAGGAGGGAAGACGGAUAUGGAGAGGAUUGGCCUCUUCAGUGAGAUGGAGUAUGUUACUGUUGGCGAUAAAUAUGUGUCCUCAUUUAAUCGACCCUUUAAUGACGCUGCAAGCAAAAAUAAACAGAUGCUACCUGGGGGAUCCAAAGCAAUGUCAAAUCUCCAGGCAGGUUAUUUUGAUCCCCAUUUUGUAAGGAUAUUUGAAGGUGAAGGCUAUGUAAAUCUGAAUCAAGUGAGGAGACGGCAUAUGAUGGAAGAAGCCAAAAAAAACCUGGGCAAAGCCUUCCUCCCUAGUAAUGGAGAUAAAAAGCCAUGUGGGUUAGGAACCUACUAUGGCACGAUAGGCGGUCCGGUGCCAUUCUUCAGCACACAGUUGAAACCCAGAGACAAAUAUGAGGUACCUGGAAAGAAUUUAUACACAAACCCGGGAAAGAAAGGAACAGGAUAUGGCUAUGCAAAUAUUACCAUAGGUAAACAGUUUUCACACUCUGCUGAUUUCUACGAUGCACCCAAACUAAAUUUUAAGAAGGAGAAUGAAGAACACCAUCGUUUAGUUAAAGGAACACCUUUCAAAUCAAAUCUUUACCCAAGGGAAUAUUUUGACACGAAUCCUUAUUUGUUUGAGAAAGCUUUACCGCCAAUUAAAAAAACAGAGAAGAAAGAAUUACCUGCACACCCCUUUAAGCCUUCUUCUCCUGGUAAAAAGGGCACUAAAUACGAAGAACUACAAGACUGCUUCAGUACAGUCCUGUUAGCAUCUGGAAGACAAAUAGCUUUCCAGGUCCUGACUACCAGUAAUUCAUUAUCAAGUGCUAAUUAUUUGAAAAUAACAUAAGAUAUGGGACAGGUGUCUCAGGCAUUUAAGAUAUUUAAGCCUGCAACUCUAAUAUUCUUCCUUGUUUUAGUACUAUUUCUUAAUGAAUAAAUAGUAUUUGUUAAUAAUUUA